AUGAAUUACGACUCUCACAUCAACGAGGUCACCAUCUAUGAUACUACUCUUUCCUAUUCCCAACUAUACUUUACCGUCAUUCAUACCAUACAAUGGCGUCACUGGGACGCGCGUUGGACGUCGGUGUCCGAGGUGCUCGACGUGACCCCGGCGGUUGAUACUCUCAUAUUUCGAGAUACCUAUGUCCACGGACAGAUGUCGGUGCUCGGCACCGCUAUCCGCGAUGUCGCCUUGAUCAACUGUCGGGUUACGCACCAAGCGCUAUCAGGCUUAUUGGUUCCAGACAGGGGCCCUGGAGAUUUCCGGGGCCAGAACGUCAUUUUUUAUAUGUGGUACUUGAAGCCCGAGGACGGAAAUCAGUUGUUUGCAUGGCUGACAACUAGCGUGAAGGGGGUCAGAGACCUGAUCCUGGGCGUGGAAUUAGAUGUAGACAUUUCCAUUGUUCAAGGAUUUUUGAAUCGAUGGUGCAAAACGCUACAAACAAUCAAAAUCAAGCAGAUCGUCACGAAUACUUUACUUUGGGGUGCAGGUCUACUUCGGUUUUAUGGCUGUCAAUUCCUGACGGCGUUAGAAAUUCGAUGCCUCGACUCAGAGAUCGGGUUGUUAACCAGAUCCUUGGUAACAGUUCCACCUGCUCAACUACGCACCUUGACAAUCGGGUUUCAAGUAACAUUAUGGGCAGAGGAAAAGGAAAGACGGUGCGGAACUUUAGCAGUACAGAGGUUCGAUGCCUGUACAUUCGACCUCGUCAAACACUAUGAGUUUGAGUUCUUGAAGAUUGUGUUAGGGUACAAUUACAUGGACGACAGAGAAUCCGAAUAUUUCGUUGAUGGAUUCCUCAUCACCAAUCUCAAUCGGGUGAAGACUUUACCCUAUAAGAAAUGGGAUUAUGCCUUUUAUCACAUAACGACAUCUAGGAUCAGCGAAUUAAUCCAAGAGUCGAAUACAGUUCCUUGGUUCGAGUAUUGGAUAGAAGCAAAAAAGCUCAUGUCAUUGGAUUCGACGACAGGAUGUUUAUCUCCUGGUUCAGCCAAUUACGACAACACCCCUGCGAUAAUACGAGAACAUUUAGAGCGGGUUACACAUGUAACAAUCGUUUUAGCUUGCAUCCCUCCCGACACGAAGCAUAAUUGUAUUGCAUCACUCAGUCAUAUAUUGGUUGAAUGGGCAUCGGCAAACCUCGGUCAAUCGGUGACUCUUCAUGGGCUCGCCUAUGAGGUUAUCGACAGUCCAGAGCAGCCUUAUGUAGCAGCCACGAUGCUCGUUCGCGCUGAACACCUGUGUACUAUUACCGAUUCUGCUAAAUCUAUAGCUAUCAUGGGUGGUAUAGCCAAGGUUCAUGAAGCACCGAGUGAAGAUAUUUUAACCAUACGCUCGUUCUCUAACGCCAUUAGAACCGCUUGGUGA
This is a messenger RNA of Desarmillaria tabescens, 1407 nucleotides long. RefSeq lists its product as uncharacterized. Lineage: Eukaryota; Fungi; Basidiomycota; Agaricomycetes; Agaricales; Physalacriaceae. The transcript has 4 exons. The record is from RefSeq and is a predicted model, not a curated record. Bases 1 to 1407 code for a protein of 468 amino acids.